Molecule: messenger RNA, 2004 nt
Organism: Phaedon cochleariae (mustard beetle)
Lineage: Eukaryota; Metazoa; Arthropoda; Insecta; Coleoptera; Chrysomelidae
Source: the annotation of a GenBank genome assembly
CAAUGACGCACGCGUGCGGAGUUUUUCACGGCGAAAACUGAAAGGGCGGCCGCGUGGGGAGCAGCCCCAGAGAAGGGGCCAGAACUACUUAUACGCGGCCGCCCCGGCCCAACUCACACUCCAGUUUGCUCAACUCGCUAAGCCCGCUCGUUGGUUAGCCCCUUGAUAGUUUUUCGACAGACGUGGUCAGUCUCCAACGUGGUCGAAAUUUUUUUCUUGACGGAUUUCUCCAACGCGUCGUCAGCAGUGAAACAUUGUCGUGCUUCAGGCUGAUUGAAAAUUUAGCGAGUCUUAUCGCCUAUUGAAGUCUCCGAGUUUCGAAGGACAAGAAGAAGAAAUGGCAGCAGUGGCAGCGGCUCAGAAGAACCGGGAGAUGUUCGCUAUCAAGAAGUCUUAUAGCAUCGAGAACGGUUACCCAGCUAGACGCCGUUCCCUCGUUGAUGAUGCCAGAUUCGAAACUUUGGUGGUGAAGCAAACUAAGCAAACUGUACUGGAUGAGGCUCGUCAGAGAGCCAAUGACUCUAGUGUAGAACCGGAAAUAUUGGACGACAAACCCACUCAAAAACCAGAACAACUAAAUGGUAACGAUGAUGAUGUUGGUCUUACAGAAGAAGAAGUCGUCCUUGCUAACGCAAUUGCGGAAGACCCAGAAGCCGAGAAAGCCACCCAACGAGCAGUUCUGAUCUUGCGCCUGCGCGAAGGCAUGAACUCCCUUUCCAGAGUCCUCAAAACAGUUGAAAAGUACCAAGGCCUCGUCCUCCACUUGGAAACCCGCUCUAACAAGAAGGAAAACAGCCAACUCGAUGCCCUCGUCAAGGUAGAGUUGUCACGUGUGAACCUGCUGCAACUCCUCAAAGGCCUGCGCCAAUCUGGUACUCUGGAACACGUGACCCUCAUCGGAGAGGACAAUAUCUCAGCUAAGAACCCAUGGUUUCCCAGACACGCUAGUGAACUAGACAACUGCAACCAUCUGAUGACGAAGUACGAGCCUGAUUUGGACAUGAAUCAUCCUGGAUUCUCUGACAAGGAAUACCGUGCCAGGCGUAAACAGAUAGCUGAAAUUGCUUUUGCUUAUAAAUUUGGUGACCCAGUUCCUUAUAUAGAAUACACUGAAACCGAGAACAAAACAUGGAACGCAGUCUUCACAAUGGUCUGCGAUCUGAUGCCAAAACACGCUUGCUUGGAGUACCGCAAGGUAUUCCGUACGCUCCAAGAAGAGGGUAUCUUCACCCCCGCUAAAGUACCACAGCUCGAAGACAUGUCCAACUUCAUGAAGAAGCAGACUGGGUUCACCCUCAGACCCGCUGCUGGCCUCUUGACUGCCAGAGACUUUUUGGCUUCCCUCGCUUUCAGAAUUUUCCAGAGCACCCAGUACGUGCGUCACACCAAGACUCCAUUCCACACUCCUGAACCAGAUUGCAUUCACGAAAUUCUAGGACAUAUGCCACUUCUUGCCGAUCCCAGUUUUGCACAAUUUUCACAAGAAAUAGGACUAGCGUCUCUUGGAGCAUCUGACCAGGAAAUCGAGAAAUUAUCCACUAUCUACUGGUUCACUGUCGAGUUCGGACUGUGCAAGGAAAACGGCGAAACCAAAGCCUACGGCGCAGGUCUCCUCAGUGCCUACGGCGAACUGCUUCACGCCCUUUCCGACAAGCCCGAGCACAGGCCCUUCGACCCAGCGAAAACCGCCCUCCAGCCCUACCAAGACCAGGAGUACCAGCCCGUCUACUACGUGGCGGACAGCAUCGACGACAUGAAGGACAAGUUCAGGAGAUGGGUCUCGCAGAUGUCCAGGCCCUUUGAAGUCAGGUUCAACCCCCACACGGGGAGGGUAGAGGUUCUGGACUCUGUGGAGAAGCUGGAGUCUCUGGUCCACCAGUUGAACACGGAAGUGAUGCACCUAGGCAACGCAAUCAAUAAAAUGAAGACCAGUGACCUGUGAGGGUUUGAAGGGAUGCUGCGGGGUGGGCUAUGUGACUGGGGUCUGCUCUUCGCGAUUCCUUG